UCAACCGAAUUGUGAAGUAGUGGAAUGUUGCUUGCCUCCCUGGAUUCAGCCCGACAUUAGCAAGAUGAUUCAAUCGUUGUCAUCUCGUGUGCACGGCCAGCACUUGGUGCAAGAUGUUGUUAUGCCCGCCAUCAUCAGCCAUUUCCAAGACCCACAGCCUAACAAGGCACUUGUGAUCAGCUUGCAAGGUGAAACUGGCACGGGUAAGAAUUUCGUAUCGCAAUUGGUGGCUGAAGCUGUUUUCAAGAAAGGCCUCACAAGCAAAUACAUUCGAAAGUUCAUCGCUUCAGUCGAUUUCAAACUCAUGAAUGAAACUGACAUCUAUAAAGUGGAACUCGCAGACAAAAUACGUGAAAGUGUGAUGGCAUGUGAGCGGUCGAUGUUCAUCUUCGAUGAGGUGCACAUGAUGGCGCCCGAGCUGCUGAAUGCUCUCAAGCCCUUCGUCGACUCCCACACUGAGAUACACGGCGUCGAUUACAGGAAAGCCACGUUUUUGUUUCUGAGCAACGCUGGCACUACGGCGAUCCGCAAGUUUGUUCUGGAUUGGUUGACAGCGGGCAAGCAGCGAGCCGACAUUACGCUUGAAGACAUGGAGGGUCGUGUGGCGGCAGGCGCCUUCGAAGAAAAAGGAGGGUUGAAAAAUAGUGACCUAAUCAAGCACGCUCUGGUUGAUCUCUUCGUGCCGUUCUUGCCCAUGGAGCGUAAGCACAUCGAGCUUUGUGCGCGCGAUGCGUUGGCAUCUAAGGGAGUCAUACCCGAUCCUGCGAUCAUCAAAAGAGUGGCUGAUACCAAGGUCUACGAGCCGCAAGACAACCCCGUCUUUGCAACCCAAGGCUGCAGGAACGUGGCGGCGAAAGUUAAUGUUAGUUCACCUGUGAACCCCGUGUGA
This is a messenger RNA of Hyalella azteca, 889 nucleotides long. RefSeq names its product torsin-1A-like. The transcript has 8 exons. Bases 65 to 889 code for a protein of 274 amino acids. Gene Ontology annotation, molecular function: ATP hydrolysis activity; ATP binding. The record is from RefSeq and is a predicted model, not a curated record. NCBI's taxonomy places the organism in Eukaryota, Metazoa, Arthropoda, Malacostraca, Amphipoda, Hyalellidae.